ACGUCACUUCCUGCUGGCGGGACUGUGUUUUCUCCUUGCACGCUGCACGCGUUUGGCGCUUGAUUUCUCCUUCUGGAAGCGGGAGAAGGCUGGGCUUGCUUCUGCCUUUGGCUCCCGCCGCGCCCUGCAUGGGAGAGCAACCUGCUGCCUAGGCCUGUUGCCUUUCUGCAGGCCAUGUUCUCGGAACAGGCGGCCCAGUCUGCGCAGAAUCUCCUGACCUCUCCAUCUGCAGUAGUCUCUACCUUCGCUCGCGUGCCAAUCUCUGCCUACACCAACUGUUCCCAGAACUUCCGACUCGGGGAGCGGACCUUCAAUCGGCAAUAUGCCCACAUUUAUGCCACACGCCUCAUUCAGAUGAGACCAUUAUUAGUGGAGAGAGCCCGACGCAAAUGGGGGAGCAACAUCACCGUGAAGAAGCUGUGUGAGCUGCAGAUCGCGGAGAAGUGCUGUGUGGUGGGAACUCUCUUCAAGUCCAUGCAGCUUCAGCCCUCUAUCCUGCGAGAAAUCAGUGAAGAGCACAGCCUACCGCCGCAGCCUCCCCGCACCAAGUACAUCCACCAGUCAGAUGAGUUGAUCUUGGAGGAUGAGCUGCAGCGAAUCAAACUGGAGGGAGCCAUCCAAAUUGACAAGCUGGUGACAGGGACCAUCCUUGCUGUCUACGGCUCGGAAAGGGAUGAUGGCAAGUUCCUUGUUGAAGAUCACUGUUUUGCAGAUAUGCCUACCCAGCUGCCCAUGAUGGGGCCCAGUACAGACAGGUUUGUCUUGAUGGUCUCCGGACUGGGCCUUGGUGGCAGGAGCGGAGAGAGUCUCUUGAGCAUGCAGCUGCUGGUGGACAUGGUGACGGGGCAGUUGGGGGCUGAAGGAGAGCAGUGCAGUGCCGCUCUCAUCUCCCGAGUCAUCUUGGCAGGCAACCUCCUCAGCCAGAAUACCCAGAGCAGAGAUACUGUGAACAAGGCCAAGUACUUGACCAAGAAGACUCAGGCAGCCAGCGUGGAGGCUGUGAAAAUGCUGGAUGAGAUCUUGCUGCAGCUAAGUAUGUCUGUUCCUGUCGAUGUGAUGCCUGGGGAGUUCGACCCCACCAACUACACUCUGCCUCAGCAGCCGCUGCAUCGCUGCAUGUUUCCCUUGUCGAGUGCUUACGCCACACUGCAGCUGGUGACCAACCCUUACCAGGCUAACAUUGAUGGUGUCAGGUUUCUGGGGACAUCGGGCCAGAACAUCAGUGACAUCUUCAAGUAUAGCAGCAUGUCUGACUAUCUGGAAAUCCUGGAGUGGACUCUGCGGAUUGGUCAUAUCAGCCCCACAGCCCCAGACACACUUGGCUGUUAUCCAUUUUACAAGACUGACCCCUUCAUUUUCACGGACUGUCCUCACGUCUAUUUCUGUGGGAAUGCACCUUUCUUCAAAUCCAAGAUUGCCAAAGGUGAGGAUGGUCAGAAAGUCUUAUUGGUAACCCUGCCAGAUUUCAGCACAACACAGACUGCUUGCUUGAUUAAUCUGCGUGACCUAACCUGCCAGCCGGUCAGUUUCUCUGCUUUUGGAGCAGAUGAGGAGGAGGAGGAAGGAGGAAGAGCAAUGGAGACUGGCCCCUGAGCGAGAUAUAGCAACUUGCCCUCUUCUUGAAGGACACUUACCUGGUGGGUGGGUUUCACAGAGCCUUUGCUUUCCUGGCAGAUAUCUGAAACUUUUGGUUGUACAGGGGACUACAAUAAAGUGACACCACUUCCCUUUU
This is a messenger RNA of Hemicordylus capensis (graceful crag lizard), 1732 nucleotides long. RefSeq names its product DNA polymerase delta 2, accessory subunit (gene POLD2). Gene Ontology annotation, biological process: DNA replication; DNA strand elongation involved in DNA replication. Gene Ontology annotation, molecular function: DNA binding. The transcript has 11 exons. Gene Ontology annotation, cellular component: delta DNA polymerase complex. Bases 175 to 1593 code for a protein of 472 amino acids. Lineage: Eukaryota; Metazoa; Chordata; Lepidosauria; Squamata; Cordylidae. The record is from RefSeq and is a predicted model, not a curated record.